Vespa velutina is the source of this 2445-nucleotide messenger RNA. RefSeq names its product E3 ubiquitin-protein ligase RNF139-like. The coding region runs from base 997 to 1932 and encodes 311 amino acids. Gene Ontology annotation, molecular function: ubiquitin protein ligase activity. The record is from RefSeq and is a predicted model, not a curated record. Gene Ontology annotation, cellular component: endomembrane system. Lineage: Eukaryota; Metazoa; Arthropoda; Insecta; Hymenoptera; Vespidae. The transcript is spliced from 5 exons.
UGUCCGCGUGGUCCUCUACCGCUCUUACCCUCACCAGCACCAGCCUUGUAUUCGGCUUUGGUUUUACCUGUGGUAUUAAGCGCUAAUUACAGAUAUCCUGUUUACACGUUGAAAGCUCUCGUAGGAGCAACAGCAGAUCUUGAAGUAUACAUCAAGGCGAAUAUCCGUUAACUUACCGAUAUCAAAACGUUCAACGGAGAACAAAAGUUAUAGAUUUGCGCGAUAGCCGUUUGGAUAAAUAUAUAUACAUAUAUAUAUAUAUAUACUUAGUAUGUUAAAUCGUAUCGUACUAUCAACGUAACGUUUCUACUGAUAUUUGUAAUUGUACGCUCAAAGGACUCUUGAUCAGAUCACAUUCAUAAAAAUCAAGCAAAGGGGCAAUGGAAGAGCAACAACAUUCAUUGAUAAAAUAGUAGAAAAACACACGCAAACAUUGAUAAAAUAGAAAAAUCUGGUCUCUCGUGUGAGAAAACCUAAGAAAAAUCUACAAUGUUUAUACAAACAAAUCGAUAUGAUCUAUUCUAAUCUAAUCAAAAUGGAUAAAUGGAUAGACUCUCCCUCUCUCUCUCUCUCUUUCUCUCUCUUUCUCUUUCUUUCUUUUUCUUUUUUGUGUUUCUUUCUCACCUUCUAUCGUUUCGUCUUCGAUCUCUACGGCGAUGUCCUGUCCUCGUUAUCGAAGGUAGAGAUUCGUCCGCCCGAUCGAGCGCACGAAUCCCGAAGGAUGAUCUUGGUUGCCAUGUGAAUCGUUCGACGCCAAGGCGACAUCAUCCCCCCCGGUCUCUGCCCGCACCUGCCAGCCCUCGUGUCCGUCCGUCUUAUCCUCUUCGUUGAUGACUCUUCCAACUGACAUCCAUUAAUAUGCAAAUUUGUAUUGCCAGCCGUUGCGAAAAAUGAAGACGAUCGACGGCAACAUCGAUUACGUUAUCCUCAAUUAACGGAAAUGAUGGACCCUUGGCAUUAGCCACGAAGGAAGUUGAAAUAUUGUGAAUCCUAAGAAUGUCCUACCACUUAGUUAUCUUUAAAAGUGGAUUCUCGAAAGCUUGGAAACCCCUUUAUCGUUUCUUAAGACGUCUUUAUGGACCCGUCGAUCGUGCAGAAAAUCUUUUUCUAAGAAUGAAAAACAUUUCCGUGAUGGCAAAUCAAAUAGUUUUCUUGAUGCUCGCGGAUAAAGUUUUGGUACCGAAGGAAAGAAUGACCUGCCUUUACACUCUUAUGUUUUAUAACGUUAUCGCUUAUUGCGUGAGCUACAUAAAGGAACUGAUCGAAAAGGAAGACUGGACACCUUAUGUUACUUUAACAGAGAGAUCGCAGAUCAAACAUCUCGCUAUGUCGGCCACGAAGAUUGUCUUAGAGUGGACCAAGGCCGUUACAUUCGUUGUUACUCUGACCUUCAUGCUCCUCGUAUUCGGUUUGGAACAAGGACUCGAACAUUAUAAGCCCUCGACGUUGUAUACCGUAUUGACUUGGAUUUAUUAUUCGGCAACGGAGAAGGUCUUCGUCGACAUGUUCCCAACGAUUCUAGGAUAUCUACAACUGGAAGCAUUGGAAAACAUCGAAAAUCUUUAUGCUCCUGUGAUAUUAAGAUACUUUACUAUUGGUAUAUCAGCUUUCUUCAGUCUUAUACUCUUACCGACGGCACCCUGGAGAUUCCUUUUUGUUGCAACUUAUCUAAACGUUUAUCUGAGAUGGAAGGAACUUAUGCAAAACUCUGGGGCAGCGUUAAAACGCGAACGGGAGAUAUUAAAUCGAUAUAGAAAGGCCACUGCGGAGGAAAUCGAUAGGUUUGACGAUGUCUGCUCCGUUUGCCUUUGUACCAUGACAAAAGCCAGGGUGACACCCUGCCAUCAUCUCUUCCAUGCGGAUUGCCUCAGGCAAUGUUUAAAGACUAGCGACAGCUGUCCCAUGUGCAAGCGAGAACUUAAGUUCGACUGAAAUACUACGUGCUACACACGUUAAUGGAAAAGAAAUGUAUAUACAUAUAUACGUUCGUUCCUUUUUAUUUUUACUACUUUUUACUAUUCUGUCGUGUUAAGUUCCACUCAGAGAAUAAUCCUUCUAUACGUCCAAUCAACAUUUACAAUCAGAGAUCGAAUCGCCGUUUUGGAUAGUAUACGAUAUAUUUUUAAUAGAAAUUGAAAAGGAGAACUUUUUUUCGAAUAUCCAUAUCAGAUGUAUCUUUAUACAUCUCAUUCCAUUACUUAUUCCAUCUUAUUUGUACAAGUAAAAUCUACUAAAUUCUUUUAUUUAUUCAGAUUAGUAUUUCAGUUCGAAACUUGGGUAUAGAUAACUUUAAAUAAAAGAUAAUACAUUUUAUACUGACAUACAUCAAAGCAUCCUAAACAACAUAUAAGAACGAAUGUUCCUUUAAGCAUACACUGUUCUGUGAUAUAUAAAAAAGGAUAUAAAAAACAUCUUUUCUCUGAAUAAAUGUUAAUAAAGAAAUCA